GCAAAGCGUGAAUUGACAGCGCAAGAAGUUUCCACACUUUGUUUACCACGAGAAAAUAUCAAGGAAAACUAAGAGAAAAUCUGUGCUCGAUUGAUGAUUUGUGCAGAAAUGGCAAAUUCACCGGAAGAACAAUUGCCCGUGAGCCAGGGAAGCGAGGAAAUUUUCCCAGAAUCAUCCCAUGAGAAUAGCGAUAAAGCUUACAUGUUCAACAUUGAUUCGGAUCAAAUUCCCAAGUUUGACACACUCGAUAAGCGUCUCAUUGUUGAAGAGAAAGUGAACAAAUUUAUUCAGGAACACAACUUGAGUCCUGCGGCGGCCAAGGAUCUGAUGACAAUCCUGCGUAGACAUUCAAUAGUGGGGCAGGAGGAGGACAGCGACAUGCCGGAACAGAAGGAGCACGAGAGAAGCCGGGAGGGAAACUGUUGCUGUAAGCAUGUGAAGUACAUUCACCGCGAGAUAAGAAACAUGGACAUUGAGAUGCAUUCUCACAAGGAAAUCUUCAGAAAACUGCCACUGAAGUCCAAGGAAGAGUUGGAAGAAUUUGACGAAUCUUUGAUAAUUCAGAGCAACAAGGAGAAAUUCAAAAACAUUGCAUUGAAACUUAAACUCAGACAAUUCCUGACUGAUGACGUUAUUCUGGGACUGCAUUUUAAGGGAUCGGGAUCCCAGAAAGGCAUUCAGGAUUAUCGUUUUUACGGCAUUUGGAAAGAAACAUCAGCGUCUCCAAGCGAUGUUUUCGCAAAUGUCAUAAAAGGGGAAAUGAGAGCUGCAAAGUCGAGGAUAUACAGUGCCAAAUUCAACAAGAAGAAGAGCAAAUAAGAAAAUUAUAAGAUUGAAUUUACUUAUAAGAAAAUCUACUGAAAUAAAUA
Molecule: messenger RNA, 869 nt
Organism: Phlebotomus argentipes
Lineage: Eukaryota; Metazoa; Arthropoda; Insecta; Diptera; Psychodidae
Exons: 4
Coding region: 94-819 (241 amino acids)
Source: RefSeq, a predicted model, not a curated record